AUGCACAUUCUUACAAGAGCAGAAGAAGAAGUACUUUUCAAGACCCUCAAGGCUAACGCCCUCAAGGAAUGCGACCCAAUCGUCAAAGAAUUCGUUGAAUGCACACACGGAAAGCUGGUCACAGUUCUCUGGGGCUGCAGGGCACAACAUAAGGCUAUGAACAAGUGUCUGAUGGCAUUGACGACACAAGCAGAUAUGGACAAGCUGAAGAUCCAGUACUUGAACGAUUUGGCAGAGGGCAAGGUCGACCACGCUCAAUUGCAGAGGGAACAGAAGUUGAAGGAAGAGGAGAACAAGAAGAAGAGCAAGAGCAACAGUCCUGGAGUCCACUAG
Linnemannia hyalina is the source of this 333-nucleotide messenger RNA. The record is from the annotation of a GenBank genome assembly. NCBI's taxonomy places the organism in Eukaryota, Fungi, Mortierellomycota, Mortierellomycetes, Mortierellales, Mortierellaceae.